Nematostella vectensis (starlet sea anemone) is the source of this 1050-nucleotide messenger RNA. Its product is annotated as elongation factor 1-delta. Bases 110 to 979 code for a protein of 289 amino acids. Gene Ontology annotation, biological process: translational elongation. Lineage: Eukaryota; Metazoa; Cnidaria; Anthozoa; Actiniaria; Edwardsiidae. Gene Ontology annotation, cellular component: cytosol. The record is from RefSeq and is a predicted model, not a curated record. Gene Ontology annotation, molecular function: translation elongation factor activity; guanyl-nucleotide exchange factor activity. The transcript has 12 exons.
AACUUUCGAGCUUUCUCUUUCUCAAUCUCGUUCACCGGUGGUGAAAUUUCUUCUCGCUCUCCUAAAAUCGGGCUUUUUGGAUACCGACACGGGUUAAAUUUGAGCUAAAAUGAAUGCGGCAAUGAUGCACGAAACCAUCUGGUUUGACAGAUACAAGUUUGAUGAAGCCGAGGAAACUUACCAGGCUCAUUUAGCCGGAGUGGUGAAAACCCAUGGGUCGUCUUCAGCAUCUUCAUCUGUAAGGGAGAUUGCCGAAGCUCGUAGAAAAAUACAGCAAACUCUGAGUGGGGCUCCUGGUACACCCAACUCAUCAACCAGGGGACAUCAUGGUGGCCAUCACGGACAUGGCCAUGGACACGGCCACGGACAUGGGCGUGGUGGACACCAUGGACAUGGCCAUGAGGGUCCAGAGAAGCGCAUUGCUCACCUUGAAGAGGAGAAUAAAAGCCUUCGCAAAGUGACAGAUGACCUUACUGAAAUGCUGAAGAAACUAGAGCUGAGGGUGGCCCAGCUUGAGGAAGGGAAAUCAGCAGAUCCGCCAGCCAAAAAACCAGAAGAAAAGCCAGCUGCUGCAAAGAAGGAAGAUGAUGAUGACUCUGAUAUUGAUCUGUUUGGCUCAGAUGACGAAGAGGAGGCUGAAGAGGCUAGACAGUUAAGGGAGAAGCGACUUGCUGAAUAUAAUGCCAAGAAAGCCACCAAGAAGCCAGUGAUUGCAAAGUCAAAUAUUAUCUUUGAUGUUAAACCUUGGGAUGACGAGACAGAUUUGAAAGAACUUGAAAAUUCUGUCCGCUCCGUCGCCAUGGAUGGGCUACUAUGGGGAGCCUCUAAAUUGGUGGAAAUUGCCUAUGGACUCAAGAAACUGCAGAUCACAUGUGUCAUUGAGGAUGCCAAGGUUUCCACGGAUGACUUGAUUGACAAGCUUUGUGAAUUUGAGGAUUUUAUUCAGAGUGUUGACAUUGUUUCCUUCAACAAGAUCUAGACGCGUACUACAGAUUGGGCAGACUCGCCUACCUAUCGAGACUGAAUGAUAAAUAAAAUAAAUGACACUUA